AUGACGGCGUCCAAUUUGUACCGCAAAAGGACUCCCUCAACAUCUGGCAACACGCAGGCAUCCGAUGACAGCGACUCGAAGGAAGUGUUGAUGGAUGCUAUAUUGGAUAGGCUCCAUUCACGGCUGUCCCAUCUGCUUAAUCGACCACCAAUUGAUUUUGACUUUUUGGAGUUUACCUGUACCCAGGAGUUAGUUUUUUUAAAUGCACUCUCAAGUCAGGAAAAUUUUCCACAUGCUGUAAUGGAGGGACUCAGAGAGGUUAUUCAGAUUAUUGGUGAGAUUAACCACAGCCAACAGUGUACUCACAACACUGUGAACUUUGAAUAUGGCAAGGUUAGGUGGCCAAAAGUACUGUUACCAGAAGAACGUCUUAGGGAUCUAAUUGCCAUGUCUCUACCAGUGCCCUGCAUUGCAAAAUUGCUAGGAGUGAGCACAAGGACCAUACAACGGAGAAUGUCAGAAAUAGGGUUGGCAGUGAGAGACACAUACAGUAGUGUUUUGGAUGAGGAGCUGGAUGCAUUAGUGUCAACAGUAAAAUCCAGACACCCUUAUGCUGGAUAUAGAAUGGUGAAGGGUUUGCUGCAGGCUAUGGGGCAUAGAGUGCAGUGGGAAAGGAUCCGGGCAUCCAUGCACCGAGUUGAUAGUGCAGGCAUUAUUUCUAGACUGACACAGUUAGGGUGUGUUGUUCGUAGGACAUAUUCUGUGCCCAGCCCAGGAGCAUUGAUGCACAUUGAUACCAACCACAAGCUCAUAAGAUACAACAUUGUGAUAUUCGGGGGUAUCGAUGGCUUUUCUAGAAAGAUCAUGUGCCUAGAUGUUGCAACCAAUAAUCUGGCUUCAACCACCCUGUACUUUUUCCAGCGUUCUGUUCAAAAAUUUGGUCUUCCACUUCGGGUCAGGGGAGACCAAGGGGUUGAAAAUGUAAAUAUAGAAAUUUAUCAAAAAAGUUUGAAAACCACUGCAUUUAACAAUUUAUUCAGUGCAGUGCAUUUGUAACUAAACAUUUAAUACAUUACCAGAAUAGAGAGGCUCUGGAGAGAUAUCUGGGUUGCAGUCACAAACAUCUACUACAGUGUGCUUCAUCAGUUGGAGGAAGAAGGGCAGCUGGAUAUGUCGAAUCGUAUGCAUCUUUUCUGUUGUCACUAUGUGUUCAUUCCACGACUGCAAGCUCAUCUGGACACCUUUCGCGAUGGAUGGGACAAUCACCCUCUAAGUACAGAGGGAAAUCUGACUCCAAAUCAGCUGUGGGAGCUGGGAGGACAUCAGGUCUUGAGUCUUCCAGAAAAUGAGGUGUUGUAUGUUAUAUGA
Messenger RNA from Sinocyclocheilus rhinocerous, 1308 nucleotides. RefSeq lists its product as uncharacterized. Gene Ontology annotation, biological process: DNA integration. The record is from RefSeq and is a predicted model, not a curated record. The transcript has 6 exons. NCBI's taxonomy places the organism in Eukaryota, Metazoa, Chordata, Actinopteri, Cypriniformes, Cyprinidae.